Molecule: messenger RNA, 1571 nt
Organism: Sciurus carolinensis (gray squirrel)
Lineage: Eukaryota; Metazoa; Chordata; Mammalia; Rodentia; Sciuridae
Gene: Slc7a6os
Product: solute carrier family 7 member 6 opposite strand
Exons: 5
Coding region: 31-954 (307 amino acids)
Biological process (GO): developmental process
Source: RefSeq, a predicted model, not a curated record
GCCUUCCCACAGUGCUUCGCGAACGCCGCUAUGGAGGCCGGCAGGACCGCAGUGCUCCGGGUGAAGCGGAAGCGCACGGCAGAGCCAGCCGAGGCCCUUGUGCUUGCUUGUAAGCGCCUCCGGAACAGCGAGGUCGAGUCGGCUGCUCAGAAGACGCCGGAGGGUCUGGAGGGAGCGUCGGAGAAUAAUGUCUUCCAGUUGGUGGCCACCGUGCGCUCGCAGGAGGACCCAGUCCAGCAGCUCGUGCGGGCUGCCCUGCGCCCUUCCCGGGGCAGCCAGCAGCGUAUCCGCCGCGAUCUCCGCGCCUCAGCUCGCGAAGUCCGGAAAGAGGGUCGCUACCGUGUGGUUUCCAGCCACAGAUCCUCAGGGACCUCCGGCAGCCCCAGGUCUGAGUACGCGCCAGGAACCCCAGAAGCUGCUGGGGACGCAGACUUUCAGCUGUUGGACCUAGUCCAUGAGGAGGAAGACCCAGAGGCCGCCAACACGGACUCCUGCAAAACAUCAGACCCAGGUGUGAUCCUCUGCAAUUCUGUAGAGUUGAUCCGUGAGCGGUUGACUAUAUCUGAUGGACCAGGAGUCGGGCAGCAAGAGGAACAAAAGCAUGAUGACUAUGUGUAUGACAUUUACUACUUGGAGAUGGCCACUCCAGGGUGGAUUGAGAACAUCCUCUCUGUGCAGCCCUACAGCCAGGAGUGGGACCUGGUAAAUGAUGAUCAACAACCAGAAGACAUUUAUGAAGAUGAAGACGAUGAGAACAGUGAGAAUAAUUGGCGCAAUGAGUACCCAGAAGAGGAGAGCAGUGAUGAUGAUGAAGAUUCCAGAGACUCUGAUGAAUGUAACAGCUUCAGCGAGGAGGAAAGAGGCAGCAGCAGGCGACAGGUAUGGAGCAAGUACCCUCUGGAUGUACAGAAGGAGUUUGGCUAUGACAAUCCCCACGACCUGGAUUCAGAUUGAUGGUCUUGUGAUAAUCCAUGAGGUUCUACCAUGGGCCUUUUAGGGCUCUAUGAAUGGUGUCAACUGUUCUAGUGACAUGCUCUUAGGAUUCCUAGCUGAACACGUGGGAGGAAAAAGCAUACCCAACAGUACCACACCAACACUGAAAUUUAAGGGAGUACGUCUUUUCUACUCACAGUAGGCUCCUUGAUCUCAAUCAAAAGUGACACUACCAUCUGAAAAAAAUGGAAGUUCCUUUCACUUCCUGGCCCAGGCAGUUUUCCUGGUAUUCCAGUUCUCCCAUGAAGCAGGAGGAAAGGAGAGGCACCUGUUUCAGUAGCAGUAAGAUUCUACUUUCCUCUACCCCCAGGCUGCCUACCUGUAGUAAAGCCUGCUCUCUUGGAUAGAAGGAUCUAGAAGGGCUACAGUGGGUCCCUUGCAGGGGUACAACCUGAUUUUAACAGCUAUUAGGGCAGGAUAUAGAAUCUGAACUGUGGGAGGUUUUAGUUAACAGCUCUCUCUCCUCCCUACUUAAGACUUCAAUAAUGGUUGUAAAGAUUGCUGUUAUCUUUUGGCAGUGGUGCCAAGGAACAAUAUAUAUGAAUGUGAUAUUGUUUAAUAAAGACUAACUUUUAACA